AGAAAAAGACUAAAAAGGUGUUUACAAAAUCAGAAAAACGGCGUGUGUUUCGGCGAAGACGCAACGAUCGGACGGCUGCGCAGCGCUGUAAAAAUUAUAAUGAAUGAAAAAUCCGUAGCGACAAACAUAGAGAAAGACCUUGUGGAGCUUAAUAAUACGAUGAAAACUGAUAGUUUAAUAAUUGUGACCGGCGACGGCGAGAGUGCACCCGUGGAAAGUGAUGAAGUAAAGAACGUAAUUCUUGAGAAUGCCAUUUCUGAAACCGGCGCCAACGAGGAUGUCCGUGAGGAAGAGAGAGAUGAAUAUAGUGUGGCAUCGGGCGACAGUCUGGCGCAAAGUUCCGGCGAACUUUAUAAAGAUGAUGAAAUUACCGAGAAUGGCCUUCGGAACAAGCAGAUGCAAGGAUUUUCGCGAGAAGCAGAGUGUGUGCAGUUGGAAAUUCAACACUUAAAAAAAUUGGAGAACCUAUAUAUAGCUCGCAAGCGUGUUGCCGAGCUUGAAGCGGAAGUGCAGCUGCUGGAAGGAGGAUCAAAAAGAGCAAGUAAAAGUGAUGACAUCGAUAUCAAAGAUGUUGAAGCCUUGGUGAAUUGCUUUUCAGGAGACGAUGGCUACCCAAUACAACAGAUGAUCCAUAUUAACCCGAUGACAUGGACUGCCCUGCGCAGGAGCUGCUAACGGUCUUCGAAAAGAAAAUGACGGCGUGGGACGUAAUCAAACAAUUGGAAGCUAAAAAUAAAUCUCCAAAUGAAAGCGCAAUCCAGUAUUACAUCGCUAUGUGUGGUAUCUCCAAGCAAGCAAUUUUGGCAGACUCUGACGUCAUUCGCGCAAUUGUGAGUGGGCUUCAAGACAAGACCGGAGCUGCUACUGCCUUAGCCUUUUGCGAGUCCUUGGACGAAUUGCGUAAAAAGAUCACCAUCUACGAUAAAAUAAAGACUCCAGAUCAGCUUAUAACCCGUCGGGACUCCGACACCAGCAAAGUGAAGAUGACCAAUACGGCAAUCCCUCAGCAAGGACCUAUGGCAGCGCGGUGCUUCAAUUGCAGAAAAAUGGGGCAUUUGAUGAACGAGUGCAGACGCCCAAAAAGACCGGAAGGCGCCUGUUUCAACUGCUAUAGCCAGGACCACAAGUAUCAGGACUGCCCAAAGAAGAGAGCUGUUACUACGGUAGCUGCCGUGCAAGAUGACGAACUGGAGGACACCGAGGACCUAGCGGCUGUUCAGUCUGUUAAGUUAUGACUUUUUGAGGGUGAAGAGAGAUGUAUUACUGUUUUAAGUUUGUUUGACACAGGAAGUCCAGUCAGCUUUAUUCAAAAAUCAUUAAUUCCAAAUAAUGUUAAAUUUAAAUCGCAUAGAAGCAAAUACCACGGUAUAGGUGGGCAACAAAUAUUAAUUUUUGGAGAAAUUAUAUGCUGUAUAUAUUUUCAUGAUAAAGCUUAUAAAAUUGCAUUUUUAGUUUUAGUUGUAGAAGAUACAUUAUUACCACUGCCAACUCUAUUGGGCCGAGAUUCAUUAAAAAUCAUGGACGUCCAAUUAAUACAUAAAAAACGAAUAAAUGCUGAAUAUAAAUUUUCAAAUAAAAUAAAAAAUAAUUACAAUAAUAACUCAUUUUGUGCAUCUCUUUUCACCAGUAAACAUAUAACCAAUUAUAAUAAGGAUAGUAAUUUAAGUAAUCAGAAUAAUCAAGAAGUAAACCAAAGAAAUAUCCAAAAUAAUCAACUAGAAUUAGAAAAUUUUUUAGUAAAUACUUAGCAUAUACGGAAGAAAAUGUAGACGAGUUAAUUAGCAUAGGGUAUGAAUUCGGAAAAAUAGCCAAAGAAAAAUGUAGGAAAGUAGUAAAAACACAUUAUUUAAGCAAAAAUGUCGAUUAUAAGAAAGUACCUAUUUACCAGAUGACCAUUAGGGUUACAGAUACAACACCAUUCCAUUGUUCACCCAGGCGUCUGUCAUAUUAUGAAAAAGAGAAAGUAGCGGAAAUAAUUGAUGAUCUUCUUGAGAAAAAUAUAAUUAGGAAUAGUAAAUCUCCUUAUGCGUCUCCCAUAGUUUUGGUUAAAAAGAAAUCGGGCGAGACUAGAAUGUGCGUAGAUUAUAGAGGAUUGAAUAAGCGAAUAGUUAAAGAUAAUUUCCCAUUACCGUUGAUUGAAGAUUGUUUAGAAUACCUGGAAGGCAAGAUAUGUUUCUCAAUAAUAGAUUUCAAGAGUGGUUUCCACCAGAUAGGUGUAGAUUCACAAAGUAUUCCGUAUACCUCAUUUGUAACUCCUCAGGGACAAUAUGAGUAUUUAAAAAUGCCAUUUGGUUUAAAAAACGGAUCAGCCAUUUUUCAAAGAUUUAUUACAGAAGUAUUAAUGGACUUUAUUCCGAACAAGCUUAUAGUAGUGUAUAUGGAUGACAUAGUGAUAGCAACUAAAACCGUAGAGGAACAUUUAGAGAUCUUGAAGAAGUUAUUAAAUCGUAUUAGUGAAAACAAUUUAGAGAUUAACCUAAAAAAAAUGCAACUUUUUAAAACCUGAAUGUGAAUUCCUUGGCUAUAAAGUCAACCGUAGUGGGAUAACACCUAGUGAAGCGCACCUUGAUGCAUUAAAAAAUUUCCCUAUACCACAAAACUUGAACACCCUUCAUUCAUGCUUAGGAUUUUUCUCAUAUUUUAUGCGUUUUGUGUUAUCCUUUGCAAAAAUAGGGAAACCUCUUACGGAGGUGGUCCAUUCCCCUUAAAUGAAGAACAAUUAAGAGCGUUUAACUUGUUAAAGACCAUUUUAUCAAAUCCACCAGUAUUGGCCAUCUUUAAUCCUAAACGUGAGACUGAACUGCAUACAGAUGCAAGCUCACAUGGCUUUGGUGCCGUUCUCAUGCAGAGACAAGAUGAUGGCAAGAUGCAUCCAGUAUUAUUCUAUUCGGGGAAAACUAAUGCAGCUGAAGCUAGGUAUCAUAGCUUCGAAUUGGAAACCCUAGCGAUUAUUAAUGCACUACGUCGAUUUAGAGUCUAUUUGGAGCAUAGGCAUUUUAAGAUUGUGACAGAUUGCAAUUCGUUAGUGCAGACAUUGAGCAGGAAAGCCAUAAACCCUAAGAUAGCGAGAUGGUCAUUGGAAUUGGAAAACUAUCAAGUAAAUUAGAAUUUCGAGAAAAAUCCAUAUUAGAGUUGAUUAAAGUAGUGGGGGUGGUAGGAGCAACUCCUAGGGAUGUUGACCUGAUACUGUAAACUGAGCAGAUGCGUGACCCUGAGAUAGUUAAAAUACGAACAGCCGUAGAAGAAGGAAAUUGUACUUCGUUUGAAUUACUAGAUGGCGUUAUUUAUAAAAAUAACAGUGAUGAAUCUUUAUGUCUGUAUGUCCCAAAAUGCAUGGAAGAACAAAUAAUUAGAUUAUCACAUGAAAAAUUAGGUCACCUAGCUGCUGAAAAAUGUAUGAAUGAUUUAAAGAAAAACUAUUGGUUCCCAGCUAUGAAAAGCAAAGUAACAAAUUUUAUAAGAAAUUGUUUACCAUGUAUAUUACACUCAGUACCGAAGACUAUUCAUAAUCGCACACUGCUUAGUAUUCCAAAACCAUGUAUACCCUUCCAUAGUUUACAUAUAGAUCAUUUAGGACCUUUGCCAAACAUACAAUCAAAAAGAAAACACCUUCUUGUAGUCAUUGACUCAUUUACAAAAUUUGUUAAAUUAUUCCCAGUAAACAGCACUAGUUCUCGGGAAGCCAAGGAUUCACUUAGCAGGUAUUUUAAAUUUUAUAGCCGCCCUAAACGAAUUAUUUCGGACCGAGGAUCUUGUUUUAACUCUCUAGAAUUUUCAACAAUCCUUUAAGAGCGUGACAUAGAGCAUAUUAAGGUGGCCACAGGUGCACCUCAGGCCAAUGGGCAAGUGGAAAGGGUGAACAGAAUUUUAACUCCUAUGUUAGGUAAAUUAUCUGAGCCAAUAGAGCAAGCAGAUUGGUAUAAAUUAUUAAGCAAAGUAGAAUUCGCAAUUAAUAACUCUAUUCAUAGUAGCACUCAAAAAUCUCCCAGUAUGUUAUUAUUUGGUGUCCCACAAAAGGGCCCCAUAGUAGAUGAAUUGACAGAAUAUAUCGAGGAAAAGUUUAAUUUAGAGCAGCAAGAUCUAGGUACAAUUCGUUCAGAUGCUAAUAAGAAUAUCCUGCAGUCACAAUAUAAGAAUGAACAGUAUUAUAAAAAGAAACAUAAAGCCCCAUUAGAAUAUAAAGUUGGAGAUUUCGUAGCUAUACGUAAUAUUGAUACAACACCUGGAAUAAAUAAGAAAUUUGCACCUAAGUAUCGUGGCCCGUAUAAAGUAAAUAGAGUAUUUGCUAAUGACCGUUAUGAAAUUGUUGAUGUCGAUGAUUGUCAAUUAACACAAUUACCAUUUAAGAGUUUAUUAGAACCUGCCAGAUUGAAACAUUGGACAAACGCUGUAAACUAUACUAUAGCAUUACUAUUGUAGAUCGAGGUCGAUCUUAUAGUCAGGUUAGCCGAAUGUAAACAUUGUAUUAUUUUAAAUACUAAGUAUGGCAAAUAUCGAUAGAUAUAAGAAUAGUAUAAGAAGAGUAAUCGAUGUAUAAGAAGAGUGAUCGAGAAUAAGGUCACUUAAUAAAGAACAGAGAAGCGAA
Drosophila ficusphila is the source of this 4585-nucleotide messenger RNA. RefSeq lists its product as uncharacterized. The transcript has 2 exons. Lineage: Eukaryota; Metazoa; Arthropoda; Insecta; Diptera; Drosophilidae. Bases 100 to 675 code for a protein of 191 amino acids. The record is from RefSeq and is a predicted model, not a curated record.